This is a messenger RNA of Spea bombifrons (plains spadefoot toad), 2990 nucleotides long. It is a transcript of the gene RASAL1, whose product is annotated as RAS protein activator like 1. Lineage: Eukaryota; Metazoa; Chordata; Amphibia; Anura; Pelobatidae. Gene Ontology annotation, molecular function: GTPase activator activity. The transcript is spliced from 22 exons. Gene Ontology annotation, biological process: intracellular signal transduction; cellular response to calcium ion; regulation of GTPase activity. The record is from RefSeq and is a predicted model, not a curated record. Bases 420 to 2867 code for a protein of 815 amino acids.
GUCACGGUUUGGAGGCAGAGAAAUGUAGCAGAACAGCAUUAUUGCUCAUCUCUCUCCUUGCAACCUGUGGCUGGAAUCUCUUCAUCGUACGAACGGAAAUCCAGACGACACCUGGUCUGUUAAAAGGGGAAGUGGAACGUAGGGGUCUACAGCCUGAGAUGAUCAUUUAGAAAGAUUUUUGAUUAAAAAAAUAAAUGCUGUCCAGUGAGUUUGGCUGUAAAUCAGACAGGAUUUGAAGAGGUGUGGAGAAUUGGGUUGUUAUAGCUGGACACUGAAGGACAAGAGAUAGUGACAACGUAGGAUGGCUUUGAGUGGAGCUCAGGGAUCCUUGGGGAAAGACAUGGUGAAUUAUAGAGGUUGGUGACCAAUCUUCUCGACCUGAAGACCCCACCACAAGUUAUUACUUAUCUGUCGCCGUUAUGGCCAGGAAUACAGCUCUGUACUUCAGGCUUGUUGAAGGAAAGAACCUGCCAGCUAAAGACGUGUCUGGAUCCAGUGACCCUUACUGCAUUGUUAAGGUGGAUAAUGAAGUUGUGGCACGCACAGCCACUGUUUGGAGGGACUUGAACCCAUUUUGGGGUGAGGAGUUCACCUUGCACCUCCCUCUUGGCUUUCACACACUGUCCUUCUAUGUGAUGGAUGAAGACACAAUUGGGCAUGAUGAUGUAAUUGGCAAGAUUUCUCUCACCAAGGAACAAAUUGCAUCACAACCUCGAGGUAUUGACAGUUGGAUUAACCUGAACCAAGUGGAUCCUGAUGAAGAAGUCCAGGGGGAGAUAUAUCUUGAGUUACAUAUAAUGCAAGACCAGCAUAAAAGCAACUUGCACUGCCAUGUUCUAGAGGCCAGAGACCUUGCACCCCGAGACAUUUCUGGAACCUCUGACCCCUUUGUCCGAAUUUUCUGCAAUAACCAGACCUUGGAAACGUCUGUAAUUAAAAGGACACGUUUCCCUCGAUGGAAUGAGGUGUUGGAAUUUGACCUGCGAGGGAUUGAUGACAUGGAUCCUGCAGAUCAAGUGAUUAGCAUUGAGGUUUGGGACUGGGACAUGGUUGGAAAGAAUGACUUCCUGGGUCGUGUUUGUUUCCCCUUGGAGCCUCUGCACAGAAAUCCUGCAGUGACUGGCUGGUUCCGUCUCUUGCCUUUUGGAAACAUGGAGGAGGAGAACGGAGGGAAGCUUGGGUCUUUACGGGUCAAGGUGAACUUGUCCGAGGAAAGAAUCCUGCCCUCAGUUUACUAUCAAACUCUUAUCCAGCUGCUUGUGGAGUCUGUUCGGUCCAAUGACCAGGGUGACUGCAGUUUGAUAGCUCUCCUGGAGGAAAUGUGUUCAGCAGAGAGCCGACAAGAAGUGGCCGUAAAGCUGGUGAAGAUAUUCCUGGGGCAAGGGCUGGCUGUCCCCUUCCUCGACAAACUAAACAUGAGAGAAGUGAACCACACUAAUGACCCAAACACGCUUUUUCGAUCAAACUCCCUUGCUUCAAAGUCCAUGGAGCAGUAUAUGAAGAUAGUUGGAAUGCCAUACCUACAUGAGGUUCUUCGACCCAUCAUUUCCAGGAUCUUUGAAGAGAAGAGAUAUGUUGAACUUGAUCCCUGUAAAAUCGAUCUGAACCGCAGCAGGCGAAUCUCCUUUAAAGGCUCAGUGUCUGAGCAGCAAAUCCGGGAGAGCAGUGUGGAAUCUCUUCGAGGCUACCUUAGCGAUAUAAUUGACUCCAUCCUUGGCUCAGUAGAACAGUGUCCACCAGGCAUGCGUCUCUGCUUCAAGCAACUGCACAAGAGAGUGGAGGAACGUUUUCCUGGACCCACCAAUCAGGAUGUGAAGUAUGCUGCCAUCAGUGGAUUCUUAUUCCUGCGGUUUUUCGCUCCUGCCAUCCUCACUCCCAAGCUUUUCCACCUUAGAGAGCAUCAUGCCGAUCCCCGCACAGCUCGCACCUUGCUCCUGCUUGCCAAGGCAGUACAGAGUAUUGGUAAUCUGGGGCAACAGUUGGGCUACGGAAAGGAACAGUGGAUGUCCCCUUUACAUCCUUUGAUUCAGCAGAGUGUGGCCCGUUUGAGAGAUUUCUUGGACAGACUCAUAGACACAGACUGUGAUGCAGAAUGUGCUCAGAUGUCUCGCACGCUCUUCCACCCUUCAGUCACUAUAAAGGAGGGAUUCCUACACAAGAGGAAAGCUGAAGCUGUGAACCUUGUGACUCGGUUCACUUUCAAGAAGAGAUAUUUCUGGCUUAGCAGCCAGACCUUCUCCUAUUCAAAAUCCCCGGACUGGCAGGUUCGCUCUUCUAUCCCUGUACAUCGAAUCUGUGCGGUGGAAAGAGUGGAUGAGAAUGCUUUCCAGCAGCCAAAUAUGAUGCAGAUUAUCACCCAGGACAAUGAAUCACAAGGAGGAGGACACAUAAUGUAUAUACAGUGCAAGAAUGUAAAUGAGCUCAAUCAGUGGCUCUCUGCCCUGAGAAAGGUCAGUCUCAGUAACCAGCGCCUUCUGCCAACCUACCACCCCGGGGCUUAUCGAAAUGCACACUGGACAUGCUGUCUGCAGCACGACCGUACAGUGCGUGGCUGCAGUCGGACACACUUGGCAGUGACUCUGGGUGACUGGAGUGACCCCCUGGAUCCAGAUGCUGAGGCACAAGUACUUUAUCGUCACUUGCUAAUGGCAAAGGACAUGCUCAGGACUAAAUACCUUGAAGGUACAGAGAGUGCAACUUCUGUGAAGCAAGAUGCCAGAGGUCACACUGAGAAGACCCGUGAAGGUGCCAUAGUCUCAUCCCAAGCAAGGUGUCUACUGUCUGCCAUUGAGGAACUAGAAAGGGCUCAUCAAGCAUUUGAAAAGAGAGAGAGGGAAGAGACUCCUAACCACAGCCACUGCAUCUAGUUACCUAUGGGGCAGCUUCAUCCUGUGCUUUAAACGUUACCACUGUAGGGACUUGGAAAUGUAUUCCACUUAAUUUUUGUAUGGUUCUUCAGCAUAAAUUAAAUAAAAAAGAAAUGUAAGAAA